This is a messenger RNA of Linnemannia hyalina, 1941 nucleotides long. The record is from the annotation of a GenBank genome assembly. Lineage: Eukaryota; Fungi; Mortierellomycota; Mortierellomycetes; Mortierellales; Mortierellaceae.
AUGACACAGGAAUGGAUGACACAGGUAUACAUCACGGACGAGGACGAGGUCGAGGACGAGGACGAGAAGGACGAUUCCCUCGGUCUCUCUCAGCUUGUAUGCGGUCAGCGGCUACCGUCUCGUUCACCGACUCCCAACCUCCGCGCACCAAUGCAUUCUCAACCGUACGGCGGCUAUGUGGAGGCGUACGAGGUAUCGUCGCGGUAUUCAGAUGCCGAAAAUGAUUUCCACGACAACGAUGACGACGGACAACCCGUUGCGGAUGAUUCUUUGGCGGUGGCAUCAGGAGACGCGAUGUCGUGGAGCGCCACGCCGGAUAGAGCUGAGGAAUUGAGUUUGGCAAACGAGAAUGAGCAGGGGGACCGUCAAAGCAACCAGGAUGAAAUCGUCGCCAGCACGUAUCCCAUCAGGCGAUCCAAAUACCACACUCAAUCCCAGGCAUCGCCUGAGGCCGAGGAGGAGGAGGAGCAGGAGGAGGAAGAAGGAGUAGUUGACCCGCGUGAAGAAUCAUUAUCUCCAGAGGUUGAUUCCGAGUUUGAGGAACAGGUCGAGUCGUACAACAGGAAAUCGACGCCUUCAGCAUCGCCACGGUCUGUUAGAACGCGUGGCGCCCUUGCCAGCGGUAGCAAGGACAUCCCCAGCGAGUCAAAGGGAACAGCAACAGUAACAGUGGAGAGUCAGACAUCAGCAUCGCCACGGUCUGUUAGAACGCGUGGCGCCCUUGCCAGCAGUAGCAAGGAUAUUCCCAGCGAGUCAAAGGGAACAGAAGCAGCAACAGUGGAGAGUCAGACACAUAGCAGGAGGGCACUACAACCUUCACCAGUAUCAGCACCAGCAUCAAUAUCAGCAACUCCUACUCGCGCGCCACGCCGCUCAUUGCCAGACGACGUCAAACGACAACUCAACAAAGACACGAUCGACCUCCUGUUGCAGAACCCACAUAUGAGCGGUGUGUUCCUCAGCGUGGAUAUCCCAAUCUUUCCCAAGAAUGAAGGAUACACGGAUAACACCAAUGGAGGAUACACGGAUAACACCACAGCGACGACAAACGUGGAGGCGGAGUAUUCAGGAAGAAAACGCAUCGCAAAGGGAGGUUCACGACGGCGAACGAAAUUGCCAUCCUCCCAGCCACCAUCAUCGUCAUCACCAUCACCAUCACCAUCGCCAGCGCCAACGCCAACGCCUUCACCGCAACGGCGGUCGGGACGAGCUCAGCAGUCCGAUCGAAGGUCCAGUCUUCGAACAAGAACCCAUCGUCCAGGAUCUUACUUGGAAGUCGAGGGUAGCGAGGAUGAGGUGGAGCAGCCGCAGGAGGACGCCGGCAUUGAUGGGUAUGAGGACCGCAGGACGAUUGCACCUAUCCACAGUCGAUCUGUGGACGGACCCCCUCUCCCGCCCAAGAAACGGAUACGAACAUUGGUGUCGCUCCAGGAGAACCAGACAUCCGAAAGCCAGCCACGCCGACGUGAACUUGGACGACCAAGAAAAACACCUCCUCCGGACUCGGAUUCAAGCUCUGAUACAGGAGCUGUGGUUCGCAAUGGACGGAGGAGGAGCCUUGGUGGAUCGAGGCUGUUACUUUCUACACUCCCAUCUCCAGAAGAAGAACUUGAACAGGAGGAAGAAAUUGUACCAGAGCCAUCAGAACUGAUGCCAUCGCCAUCGCCAUUGCCAUUGUCGCAGGAGACGAGCUCACGCGUGUCCGACGAAGCUGAGGGCAACAACAAUGCCCAGGACCGGGAACAGGGAAGUGACCAUUAUCAGCGCCGGGAAUUGACUAAACUCCGGCGGGCGUGGAAGGAGCAUGGGAUCCUUUGGCCUUUACAUACCGCCACCGCCGUCGUCAAUGUCACGUCUUCUCGCCGUCCCAGGAAAGAUUCGCCGCCGGAGGAGUACACAGCCAACUUUGUGUUUGGGUCCGCCUUGCCCCUUCCUCGCUGA